CAUGCAAGACGACUGGAUUGGACCGAAACUCUGGAACUCUACGCCUAAUGUCAAAUCAUAGUUUUGACCUCUUUGAUUUCGUUCUGUAACCGCUACCAGUUAACAUUUCAUUUCAUGCUAGACCUUACAUUAUUCGGUAGCACUCUUCAGACUUCUCCAAUACGAAUUUUGAAAUUUCCUUAAGAAAAGAAGAUUUUUAAAUCCUUGCCCGAACCUUCGGAAGAAUUUAGUUAGUUCAGAGAGCAGAGACCAGGGAGUAAUCAUUGUGUCGACAGUUUGGAGCGAGUAUCUCACGACCAGGCAGACAAUAGCAGGAAUACAAGACAGACAAACCAGAACAAAGAAAUGUCAGAGCCAUCAAGUUUUCGUUACUCUCAGCCAUUGCAAGUUAAUCUAGAGAAUAUAUCCCAGAAAAAGACGAAACAUGAUGCUUACGGUGUUCCAUACCAAAUACUUGUGCCACAAUCUUCUGACUCCCAAGGAUAUCCAACUAUGUACACACGAAUGACUGAUGAGAGCCAAGACGCGUUAUUACCAAGUUACACCUAUGGUCAACAGCAGUUCUCUCAGCCUGUCCAGUACAUUGCCCAACCUGGAUCUAGAUACAUUUCUCAGAUAGAGAGUGCUCGCCCUGUACGUGAUUACUUCUGUUUAAGUAUAUUCGCUACGCUGUUCUGUUGUUGGCUACUAGGAAUUUGGGCAAUAAUUCAAUCCCGCAAGGCAAGAAAGCUUGCGAGUGAAGGACGAUACGCUGACGCCCAAAAGAGUUCAAGGUGUGCAUUGUAUCUGGUCAUCGCAUCUAUAAUUUUAGGUGCUAUAUUGAUUACAGUUUUCAUUAUCUACCGUGUUGAAAUUGCUAAGCCACAUUAUAAGCAAGAAUAUAAUGAUCCUUAAAUAGAUAUAUUCUUGCGUGGCAAAGGUGUGAGUAAUGAAUAUAACUGUCACGUGGGCUUCGAGGCUACAUUGCAUAGAAGUGUAAACAGGAAUUUGUUUACAUUCUAGUAGCUUUUAGUUUCUUUUAGGGUCUACAAUCAGUUCAAUGAGUUUUAAGCUAGAAGCUUCAUGUGAAGUCUACAUUUGAGUAUUUUUUUUAAUUUUAUUUAUAUUAUAAAGCGUAUUAUUGCUUUGUAUAUUGUAUGUGAUCAAUGUUUUCAUGAUUUUUAACGCUUGAAGUAUUAAAAUAUUUUAUUUUGUAAAGAUUAA
This is a messenger RNA of Biomphalaria glabrata, 1203 nucleotides long. RefSeq lists its product as uncharacterized. The transcript has 5 exons. Gene Ontology annotation, cellular component: membrane. Bases 346 to 894 code for a protein of 182 amino acids. NCBI's taxonomy places the organism in Eukaryota, Metazoa, Mollusca, Gastropoda, Planorbidae. The record is from RefSeq and is a predicted model, not a curated record.